UCCUUCGUGGCGCUUCGUUUAAGUCGUUACGUGGCAGUGGUAGCUGUGCUCUCCGUCUCCCUGCUGGAACACAAACUCCACCUCCGUAAUCCGGUGGUUGGCCGAGGUUUCCUAGGUGCUUCGUCUUUCUCUCUCUCUUUCCACUCUCCGUUUUCUGUGUAUAGUAACAGUAAUAGCGGAAUAAAAAGAAGAUGUUUACCUUGUCAGAGGUUCUUGCCCUUCUAGCCCUCUUCUCCAGCACGGCGUCCGGUUACUUUGUUAGCAUAGACGCGCACGCCGAUGAGUGCUUCUUUGAACGGGUCAACUCCGGUACCAAGAUGGGCCUCAUGUUUGAGGUAGCGGAAGGAGGCUUCUUGGAUAUCGAUGUGGAGAUUACAGGGCCUGACGGUAAACAGAUUUAUAAAGGAGACCGGGAAUCCAGUGGGAAAUACUCGGUUGCUGCCCACAUGGACGGGACGUACAAAUUCUGCUUCAGCAACAAAAUGUCAACCAUGACACCCAAGAUUGUGAUGUUCACUAUUGACAUUGGAGAGGCUCCGAAAGGGCAGGACAUGGAGACGGAAGGCGGUGGCGAUACCUGGGAUGCUCACCAGAACAAGUUGGAAGAGAUGAUCAAUGAGCUGGCUGUGGCAAUGACUGCAGUGAAGCAUGAGCAGGAGUACAUGGAGGUCCGAGAGAGGAUACACAGAGCAAUUAACGACAACACGAACAGCAGAGUGGUUCUUUGGUCAUUCUUUGAAGCUUUGGUACUUGUAGCGAUGACCCUUGGACAGAUUUAUUACCUGAAGAGGUUUUUCGAAGUGCGAAGAGUUGUGUAAAAAAAAAAAAAAAAAACGUUUCUAACACAUUUCACAAUUUACCAAAAUCUUUAGUCACAACAACAAUUACUUCAGGUUUGACAUCCGAGUUUAUUAGACUUUCAAAAGCCUUUACACAACGUGUUUUUGUUUUUUGAUGUUUAUUUAAUUUCCUUUAGUCUUUUUUAUUUUUGGUUUUUAUGUUCCUCUGCUAGCAGAAGUUACAGUGUAGUUUCUGGCCACUUGCAACUUCUCUUAUUACAGAUUAAAACUGCAUCUUUAAAUUCAAGACAAGGUUAUCUUAACGUUUCAACUCUUGAUUGUAUAAUACAGCAGUAUAUAUUUGGGGAUUGUUUUUUCUGUAUAACAGACACCAACCCUUGCAGUUUUGAAGUGGCUGUGCACAUUGUUAGGUUUUAAUCUGGGAAGGUUUUAAUUUGAAUCAUUUACAGCAUUCACGACUGGUAAGUCUUUAGCUACAAAACUUACCAAUUGUAUCUACACAGUGCAGGUAGAAAGUUCAUUCACGCUGGAAAAAAGAUUAUAGAGCCAUAUUUACUGUUUCAAUCUGCCUUUCCUACAACUAAAGGAUUUCGGUUUUUGUUACAUGACAAGUUGCCUGACUGUAGUGGUUACUGUGAAGGUUACAACUUCAACAUACUGCAAAUGGGUUCAUAUAGUUGUCUAAAACAGAAGAAUUGAUCACUUUACCCAUCACUGUCUGAGGAUACACGAAAAUGCUGUGAAGUCCUGGUGGGGCACACAGGGUUAAAUAAUUGAUAUAGUGUCCUUUUCUUUACUAUAGCCUUUUGAAAAGGACCUUACAAAUACUGUAAUGUAUACAGCCACAGUUUCAAUUCCUGUGCUCCUUAUUGUCUGUUUCUAAUUGGUUCUUGUACAUUCUUUCACCUUUGAGACACAUAGGGUUUUGAAAAUGUGUUUCUCUAUGGGGGCAAAAUAAACUUUCAUUUUAGUAUCUUUUAAUGAUGGGUUUAAAGUAAUCAAUAUUAGUUCAAGGUGUGGGUGGAUCAGGAAAAUGUGACUGGUGUAAAUUAGUUGCUUGUACUUUUUUGUCUUUGAAGAAAAAAAAAACUUAAUGGCAACACGAUUUUGUACAAUUAAUUUACUAUUUGUUACAGCUAUUCAUGUUAAAGGUAAACUUGUAUUACUUCGAGGGAAACUGAUGUUGCAGCAGUUAUUGGUAAAUAGGGUUAACCAAACCCCUUAAAUAAAGCAAUGGCUGCUGUGUGCCAUUAUGGAAAUAUUUUUGUGUAACAUCUUUGACACCUCAGAAUACAAUGUGAAGUUAAAAAUGCUGAUGUAUGUUAAUAUGACCCAGGUUUAGUAAAUAAUAAACACAGCAUUCUUUAAAAAAAAGAA
This is a messenger RNA of Acipenser ruthenus (sterlet), 2177 nucleotides long. RefSeq names its product transmembrane emp24 domain-containing protein 2. The record is from RefSeq and is a predicted model, not a curated record. NCBI's taxonomy places the organism in Eukaryota, Metazoa, Chordata, Actinopteri, Acipenseriformes, Acipenseridae. Gene Ontology annotation, biological process: Golgi organization; intracellular protein transport; endoplasmic reticulum to Golgi vesicle-mediated transport. Bases 192 to 818 code for a protein of 208 amino acids. The transcript has 5 exons. Gene Ontology annotation, cellular component: endoplasmic reticulum; Golgi apparatus; COPII-coated ER to Golgi transport vesicle.